AUGACGUCAGCGAUGCCUCUGCCGCGCGGUGACGUCACCGCCCUGCUCCUGGGGCCCCCGGGCGCCGGGAAGUCCGCGCUGGUGGCCGCGCUCUGCAACAAGGACGUGGACGUGGUAGAGAUCCCCGACGGGCGGCCGGACCCCGGGCUCCCCAGCCUGCGAGCUGCGGGUCCGGGCCUCUUCCUGGGGGAGCUGAGUUGCCCGCCCGCCGCGCCGGGGCCCUGGGCAGCGGAGGCCAACGUGUUGGUCCUGGUGCUGCCCAGCCCCGAGGACACCGACGAGCCCUUGGCCCCGGCGCUGGGGGAGGCGGCGCGGGCCGCGCUGGCCCGAGGAACCCCGCUGCUGGCUGUGCGGAACCUCCAUCCCGGGAACCCCCAGGAUGAAGCCCAGGCCCGUGAUCAAACAGCGGCCCUCCUGGCCAGCGCUGGGCUGGGCGCCGUGCCGCUCUACGUGCUGCAGGCGGACUGCGAAGGCGGCUGCGAGGAACUGGAGCGCCUGCGGGCAACACUGCGGAGCCAGGCGGAGGCACUGCAGAGGCUCCUGCCGCCGGCUCAGGACGGCUUCGAGGUGCUGGGAGCCGCCGAGCUGGAGGCUGUGCGCGAGGCCUUCGAGAAGGGUGGCCUGGAGGCGGCGCUCUCCUGGGUCCGGGCUGGCCUGGAGCGGCUGGGCAGCGCCCGGCUGGACCUGGCCAUAGCCGGCGCCGCUGACACGGGCUUCGUGCUGGACAUGCUGCUCGGGCUGGACACGGGGGACCCGGGUGCCGUGCCUGCUUCGGCGCCCACCGGGCCCACACCCUACCCUGCCCCGGAGCGCCCCAACGUGGUGCUCUGGACCAUCCCUCUGGGCUCCGAGACUACUGCUGCCGCCCCCCACCCAGCCCACUACGACGCCCUCAUCCUGGUCACCGCCGGAGCCCCCACCGAGGAGGACUGGGCCCAGGUCCGGCCCUUGGUGCUGCCGGACGCCCCGCUGGUCUGUGUACGAAUAGACGGCGAGGGCGAGGAUCCGGAGUCUCUGGAGGAAGAGGAGAAGGCCGAGAAGCCCAGCAGGGAGGAGAGUUUAGAGAAGGAGGCACGCAGCGAGGGAAGGGGCCAACGUGGCCCUGGAUCGCAGAAAGCAGGCGAGGGGGAAGGUUCGGGGAAAGCAGGCGGUGAGAGUUUGCAGCAGGUCGGCGGCACCGCGAAGCAGUCGGGCAGUGGGGACUCUGAGCCCACGACUGCCUGGAGCCCUGAGCUCCAGGACGACACGUGGGAGGUGCUGGAGGAGGCGCUGCCGCCCGUGUUCCCGCUGCGGAGGGGCGGGCUGCCCGGGCUCUGCGAGUGGCUGCAGCGCGCACUCCCCGCGGCCCAGGCGGGCGCGCUGCUGCUGGCGCUGCCCCCCGCGUCCCCGCGCGCGGCCCGAACCAAGGCGGCGGCGCUGCGGGCCGGGGCCUGGCGGCCGGCGCUGCUGGCCAGCCUGGCGGCGGCGGCGGCACCAGUGCCCGGGCUCGGCUGGGCCUGUGACGUGGCGCUUCUGCGCGGUCAGCUGGCAGAGUGGCGGCGGGCGCUGGGGCUCGAACCCGCAGCGCUGGCUCGGCGCGAGCGCACGCUGGGCUUGGCUCCUGGGGAGCUGGCCAAGCGGACGCGCUUCCCUGGCCCCGUGACGCGCGCCGAAGUGGAGGCGAGGCUGGGCGCGUGGGCCGGCGAGGGCACCGCAGGCGGCGCGGCGCUGGGGGCGCUCUCCUUCCUGUGGCCGGCAGGGGGCGCGGCGGCCACGGGCGGCCUGGGCUACCGCGCCGCCCACGGCGUCCUGCUGCAGGCGCUGGACGAGAUGCUGGCUGAUGCGGAGGCGGUGCUGGCACCCCAUGCGCCUGCUCAGUGA
Molecule: messenger RNA, 1860 nt
Organism: Pipistrellus nathusii (Nathusius's pipistrelle)
Lineage: Eukaryota; Metazoa; Chordata; Mammalia; Chiroptera; Vespertilionidae
Source: the annotation of a GenBank genome assembly